AUGCCUACUGACGGGAGGUCGAGCCGGGGGAGGGCCCGGCCAAGGACCCGGGCAAAGAUCCGAGCCUUGCGGCGGGCGCGCUCCAAGAUGGUCAAUUUGGAAGGGGAGAGAAGUGCGAACCCAGCGACGGGGUCGCACCCUGGGGGUAGCAUGGCGUCCGCGUCACAGUCUAGAGGGCAGGCAUCUGUGCGUGGCGUCCGGGGUGAGAUACUCCGAUCUACAGUAAAGGUGUGGGUCAGCCAGCGCUUCGGACUGUUCCUGCUAGGUUUCUGGUUCCUCCUGCUGCUGUGUUUCUACAUAAGUGCUGGGUUUAUGGAUUCUGUAUCUGCAAGUAACUAUAUUCUGUGGAGCAGUGAAAAUGCUGAUGGACAAUCUCUGAAUGAAUCUUCUGCCUCGGGAUCUCUGAUAAGAUUUUUCUUUCCAACAACAUGUGUUCCAGUGGAGGGUCAGGUGCUAAAGCCUUGCAAGCAGGGGCAAGAUCUUAAGAAGGAUGAAUGUUUGAAAUACAAAUGCUGUUACUCUUCACUCAAGACCACUACGGUUAGCUGUUUUGCCCCGCUGAGAGACAAGCCUACUCAGAUGUUCCGGAUGUUUGGGUUUGGUGUGAUGAGCAUGAUCUUCCUGGGAUGUCUGCCCAUUUAUUGCUGCUCUCUCUGCUGGAGGAGCAAAUGGGCUUUUCUUUUACGAAGAAGAUUCAACAGAACUUUAAAGCGUUUGAAGAAACACAGAAAGAAACCAAAGAGGGAUACUGAAAUGUUGGAGACAGCAGUGGAUGAGGAAGGAUACGGUGAUGAAAAGGACCAGGAGACUACAGUGGGAGCUUGGCGUUAUUUUCCCGUUGAGAAGAACUCGUACCUUUCAAGAGCAGAGGAGGCUGUCCCAGUCAUCUAA
Molecule: messenger RNA, 891 nt
Organism: Dama dama (fallow deer)
Lineage: Eukaryota; Metazoa; Chordata; Mammalia; Artiodactyla; Cervidae
Gene: FMR1NB
Product: FMR1 neighbor
Exons: 7
Coding region: 1-891 (296 amino acids)
Source: RefSeq, a predicted model, not a curated record